Messenger RNA from Synchiropus splendidus (mandarinfish), 2554 nucleotides. RefSeq names its product hyaluronan synthase 2 (gene has2). The record is from RefSeq and is a predicted model, not a curated record. The transcript has 4 exons. Bases 117 to 1775 code for a protein of 552 amino acids. Gene Ontology annotation, biological process: hyaluronan biosynthetic process; extracellular matrix assembly. NCBI's taxonomy places the organism in Eukaryota, Metazoa, Chordata, Actinopteri, Syngnathiformes, Callionymidae. Gene Ontology annotation, molecular function: hyaluronan synthase activity.
UCAUGAUCAUCUUACUCCUUCAAACUUUGACGAGAAACAUUGCCACCGUGGAGCGGUGCCAGCGCCUGCGGUGACCGCAUCCUCUCCCGGGGAAGAAGGACAACAGCUGCGUCAAGAUGGACUGUCAGAAAGUCCUCACCUACCUGCGGAUAUUUGGGACAGCUAUGUUCGGCGUGUCCCUUCUGGUGGGCAUCUCCACAGCCUACAUCAUGGGCUACCAGUUCUUCACCACAGCUCGCAACCACCUGUCCUUCGGCCUGUACGGCGCCAUAUUGGUCGUCCAUCUCAUAAUCCAAAGCCUCUUUGCACUCUUGGAGCACCGGAACAUGCGGCGUUCAUUGGAAACGCCCAUUAAAUUGAACAAAUCCUUGGCGCUUUGUAUCGCUGCUUAUCAAGAAGACCCAAACUACCUGAGGAAAUGCCUGGUGUCUGUGAAGAGACUGACGUAUCCGGGGAUCAAGGUGAUCAUGGUGAUCGACGGGAACUCCAGCGAUGACCUGUACAUGUUGGACAUUUUCAAAGAGGUCAUGGGAUGGGAUAAAGCCGCCUCGUACGUGUGGAAGAGUAACUAUCACAGCAGAGGACCGGACGAGACGGACGAGAGCUACGCUGAGAGCGUCAAGCAAGUGUCCAGGCUGGUGCUCAACAACAAGUGUUUGUGCAUCAUGCAGAAGUGGGGAGGGAAAAGAGAAGUCAUGUACACAGCUUUUAAGGCGCUGGGGCGAACAGUAGACUAUGUGCAGGUAUGUGAUUCUGACACCAUGCUGGACCCAGCAUCAUCAGUGGAGAUGGUCAAAGUGUUAGAAGAAGACCCCAUGGUUGGGGGUGUUGGAGGAGACGUUCAGAUCCUCAACAAAUACGAGUCCUGGAUCUCCUUCCUGAGCAGCGUCCGGUACUGGAUGGCCUUUAACAUCGAGAGGGCGUGCCAGUCCUACUUUGGCUGCGUCCAGUGCAUCAGUGGGCCCUUAGGAAUGUACCGAAACUCUCUCCUCCACGAGUUCCUGGAGGACUGGUACAAUCAAACCUUCAUGGGAUCCCACUGCAGUUUCGGCGAUGACCGCCACUUGACGAACAGAGUUCUUAGCCUUGGCUAUGCGACUAAAUACACUGCACGGUCAAAGUGCCUUACAGAGACGCCGAUCACCUACUUGAGGUGGUUGAACCAGCAGACUAGAUGGAGUAAGUCCUAUUUCAGAGAGUGGCUCUACAACUCCAUGUGGUUCCAUAAACACCAUCUAUGGAUGACCUACGAGGCUGUGAUCACAGGCUUUUUCCCUUUUUUUCUCAUUGCCACUGCCAUCCAACUCUUCUACCAAGGACGACUGUGGAAUAUUCUCCUGUUUCUGCUGAUAGUUCAGGCAGUGGCACUGAUCAAGUCUUCCUUUGCCAGCUGCCUCAGAGGAAACAUUGUCAUGGUCUUCAUGUCUUUCUAUUCCGUACUCUACAUGUCCAGUCUGUUGCCGGCCAAAAUGUUUGCUAUCGCAACAAUCAACAAAUCUGGAUGGGGAACUUCUGGGAGGAAAACUAUCGUGGUGAACUUUAUCGGUUUGAUUCCGAUAUCAGUUUGGUUCACCAUCCUCUUCAUCGGGAUCAUCUACACGGUCAUUCUCCAGACUAAAAAGCCCUUUCCAGACUCAGAAAAGAUCGUUCUGGUUAUCGGGGCCGUCGUCUAUGCAAGUUACUGGGUGAUCCUCUUGACUCUGUACGCAGUACUCAUAAAUAAAUGCGGCAAGAGAAAAAAGGAAACACACUACGACAUGGUGCUGGAUGUAUGACCUCAGCAGUCAUCACUUUUUUUUUUGUUGUUUACACUCACAACGUUUUGGAGCAUCUGUGGAGCGGGAUCUGGUUGAGUUUUGCCAAAAUGAGCAAAAUAAUUCCGUUUAGUUUGAUGACGUAUGUCGGAAGGAUGGACAGUUGGAACAUGCUAGCGAACCAUUAGAUGUACUAAACCGACCAUGAGCUUGAAUAUUAGCUAAUCAAGGCGAAACUUUGACCACUUGUUGCGGUUAGCAACGAGCGUGCUAGUCUUGUAAUAUUAGCUACCUCUUACAUGGGUCAUGUUCACUGGCUUCACUGAUGAUUACAGCAAACUGUAGAGCGUUGUUUAUGAGGUUUGACUCAACCAGUCUGAACUAUUCAACUCCAGAUUAUAGACUGGAGGCAGGUCGCUUCACAUUGGAGGAAAGGAACCGCGACAAAGAAUGGAGCUAAGACAGCCAUCAGCACAUACACAUUUCAGAGUACAGUCUGACUUUCAACCUAAAGUUUUUGGAAUAUUUUGGUUUCAAGCGACACAACGGAACGACCUAUGAAAUGGACAGCUGCUCUUUUGUUGCGUUCAAGUCAUAUGGGAAAAUACAGCACAAACCUUUCCCUAUCAACCAUGUGUUUUGAAACAUAUCAGCUUAAAAUGUAUGACAUAAAAAGCCACUUCCGUGUCUAGAUGUACGGCUUGAGUUAAAAAAGAAGAAGUUGAUUUGCUCGUAAAAACAAAUCCAAAUGCACAUUAUUGAAUGUGAAAACAGAGAGCUUGAAUGUCUUACUAGGAUGU